GUUCGAAUACUGAUGCGUGCAAUUUCAGUAUUUUCGAAUACUGAUGCAUGCAAUUUCAGUAUUAGAGCCUCUGCGUGCGCUUAACUCAACUCCGAACACUCUUAACUGAUCUCCGGGCCACAAUAUCUAGCUAUUACAGUGCUGAAAUACAAUUUCAAAACAAAAACCCGAGAAAAAAAAAGACCAAAGAUGCAGUUUUUAUGUCAGACUUGCCGCUUCUGUCUUGACACGCACGAUGGAACACUCCGGAAAACGACUCCUCAGAGCGUCUGUUCCUUUCCAGGCCCGCGUCCCCAACCUGUCGACCCGACGAGUCAAACCCGGCAACCGAGCUGUAAAAUGAACCUUUUUCGCGUGUCCUCUUGGACAUACUGUGUUGUAAUGAGGUAUGAAGUUAAAACGUGGGUAGUAAGCUAAUCCUUCAGAAUAUUCCAGACCAGUCUACUGUAGAAUUGUUUGAGAUAUCCCAGCUGUGUUGCGUUAUCUACCUCGCUGUUUACCGAACCCCUGCGGUUAUGCAAAAUCUAAUAUGUUUCCCCAGCGUCGACAAUAAAGUUAAGCCUAAUAAACCUGCUUGUCUGAAAGAGUUAGACUCUUGACUCCAGAGCCAUGUUGUGGAAAAUUUCCGAGCUUAUUUACAAAGCGCAGAACACCCAGUCGAGGUGCUAAUCAAUACACUGCUGUUACAAGUAAGUAGGUCUAAAUAAAUACAGGCUCAAAGCCAGCGGGGGACCCACAAGGUGAGGUGCGGUAACGAUACUGCCAGGCAUGAAUGAUUAGAAAACCGUUUGAUCGCGUUUAAUAUCUUAGGGAUUAACAUAAUGGGAAUGUCUUUCACUAGAGACAAGCUGAAAUGAAAGUAGACCUUUUUUAAUCCUAUUUCCUGUUGUUUGGCCAGGUUAUAUCUCGCGAUCAAAAAACAACCCGCUCUCUGUUCCACGUAGGAAUUAUUACGCCACAUCACGGAAAUGAAGUAGGUCUUUCCCGUCGUGUGUCGUGAUUUGUCAUUUCUGAUUACACGAACUACAUGCGAUUCUUCACACACGGUGUGUUGUCUGUCCGCAGCCUGUCUCCUGCCAUGUCGUGGUUCCUGUGUUUGUGGAUAGCCGUUAGCUGCCUCGUGCUCUGCCAGGCCACCCUGUACGAGACCAUCCAGCAGCACCACGUGCCUCGACCCGGCCGUAACGCCAUCCAGAUCCUCGAGGGCGGGACGUGUGAGGUGAUCGCAGCCCAUCGGUGCUGCAAUAAGAACCGCAUCGAGGAACGCUCGCAGACGGUCAAGUGCUCGUGUCUGCCGGGAAAAGUAGCAGGGACGACACGCAACAAGCCCUCCUGCGUGGACGCCUCCAUUGUGAUCGGGAAGUGGUGGUGUGAGAUGGAGCCAUGUUUGGAAGGAGAAGAGUGCAAAACGCUGCCAGAUAACUCGGGCUGGAUGUGUUCCUCCGGGAACAAGAUCAAAACCACCAGGCUAAACUGAGCCGCGACGAGUCCGGAUCAUUCUCCGCUUUCCACAGGUAAGACUUCUCCUCGUUAUUUACUGUAGCACAGAAACAAUCACCACAUUCUACACAUUGUACAAUAAUAUUACAUUAAUAUCCUCACUACCCCUACACCCUACUCCAGAGGAGGCUGCCUACGUAGGCCGAAUCACUCCGCUGUGUUUGUGCUCCUGGCGUAAAAGUCUGUCCUUUAACAAGACGUCUCGUUUUGGAUACAUAUGAAAAAGCACCAUGUGCAUC
This is a messenger RNA of Ictalurus furcatus (blue catfish), 1739 nucleotides long. Its product is annotated as chemokine-like protein TAFA-1. The record is from RefSeq and is a predicted model, not a curated record. Gene Ontology annotation, molecular function: receptor ligand activity. The coding region runs from base 1028 to 1477 and encodes 149 amino acids. NCBI's taxonomy places the organism in Eukaryota, Metazoa, Chordata, Actinopteri, Siluriformes, Ictaluridae. The transcript is spliced from 4 exons. Gene Ontology annotation, biological process: neuroblast differentiation; regulation of neuroblast proliferation.